This is a messenger RNA of Sitophilus oryzae (rice weevil), 1835 nucleotides long. RefSeq lists its product as uncharacterized. The transcript is spliced from 2 exons. Lineage: Eukaryota; Metazoa; Arthropoda; Insecta; Coleoptera; Curculionidae. The record is from RefSeq and is a predicted model, not a curated record. Bases 132 to 506 code for a protein of 124 amino acids.
UGCGCGCCUUAAGAUAACUAUCUGAAAAAUGUCAACGAUCACAGACGAGUUUUUCCGGUAGUACAAAGUCAAAAAAUUAAAAAAAAAGUUUUUUUUUUGUGAGUGGAAAAUUUAGAGAAAAUUUAAGGAAAAUGCAGCGGAUACUCAGCGUGGAAACUAGUAGAAGAGCGGGUGGAAACUCUUCAGAGUUCGUUACAAAAAGGCUAUGUUGUAGUUUUUUGUUGACGGUGGCAUUUUUCGCAAUUUUAGGAGGUUUUCUACUUGGGAAAUUUGUAGCUGACCGUUCCUUGGACCAGCUACGGCUCGAACUCAGCGACAUUUCUCGCAAAAUCACUCAGCUCAAUGAAAACCUAGGUCAAACAUUCCACCAAGGCCUCGAUAACACAUUCAGCGGAAAUUAUUCCUUUCUGCAAUGCAAUUUCACGCACAUCGGCAACAACGCCUCCGGCUUGCUGCAACCUGGGAUCUACCUGAACGAUUUAAAUGGAUGCUUUAAUAAUGGAUGACCAUGAUAGAUGGAAGGAGCUGAUGGUAAAUUGAUUUUUGGUGAAAUUUUGGGCACAGGAACCAAAAAGAUGUUGUUAGAGUGAAACGCGAAUAUUAUUGACAAAAAAAAGUGUUUUUAGAUUAAUUUUAUUAAGUACUUAAUAGUUUUUUAAUUGUCUGAAUUGAUAAAUGCUGGAUGUUUUUGUUAUUAAUUUAUUGGUAAUUGUGUAGAAAGUGCAAAAGUUAUAUUUCCACCAAGGUUUUUAAAUCAACGAUAUUUUCAUAAUUUCUUCGGAUUCUUUAUAUAUCUAUUACUGUACAGGGUGAUUCAAAACUAAUACAUGACACCACAAAGUCAAGAAAAAUUUAAAAUUUUCAACAAUUUUUUUCGCAAGAAACACUCAGGCCGUGUUUCUGGGGUCGAAAUAUACUACCAGUUAAAAUAUCUGCACUUAUUUCUGAGACACACUGUAUAGCUUCUUGUCCCAUCUGCCAAUCAGAGAUUAAGUAAAUAGGACGUCGAAUGACGCCUAGGGUGUGUCAAAAUAUAAGAAUUAUGUUUUCUCUUUUUCUUAAUUUAAUACUUAAAAAACGUCCACCACUUUUAGGAGACACCCUGUAACGCUUAAAUUAUUAAAACCUUAAUAGGUAUGUACAGGGGGGAUAAAAAUAUAUUAUUUUUUUGUUAGAAUGGGCAUAAUCAAGAGGGUUACUGAUACCAAGAACAGUAAACCUAAAAUAGGUAAAAAAACGGACAUAAAUGACAUAAAUUAGGAUUGAUUGACGUACUGAAUUGUUUUCGGUUACUUCCUGUUUCACCGGAAAUAACUACAACUUUUGAUUUUUAAAUGGCACCCUCGGUAUUUUUUUACUUUAUUCGAUAGAAAAUGACACUCUGAAUCGAAUGACAUACUAUCAUUUGUCAUUAUUAUUUUGAGGGUCUCAAGGAUUCAAAAUAUUUACAGGAUGUGUCUUAGAUAAGUGCCAAUAUUAAUAAAUUAAUAUAAUUUAUUAAUAUUCCGGAUUUUUUCUGUAUUUAAAUCCCUUUUAGUGUCGUAACUAUAUAUAGAGUAAAGCUGUAACCAUAGUAAUACCGUAUGAUCGAAAAAAAACGGCGUCCAGUUGGCUUGGAAAUGAACAUCAAUGACAUUCCACUCUGAGGACAUUCCCCAUUUAAUUUUACAUGUAAAAUGACAACGAUUUUCAUUUCAUAGCCAUCGCUGACGCCGUUUUUUUUUCAAUCGUAUGGUGUGUCAGAAAUUAAGAAAUUAUACGGUGGGAAAAUUUGCGUUGGACGUGCAGUUCUAAAAAGUUUUCUAAAAUAUACACAGGAAAUUUUAAAAGAAAAU